This is a messenger RNA of Hermetia illucens (black soldier fly), 1851 nucleotides long. It is a transcript of the gene Dip-B, whose product is annotated as putative aminopeptidase W07G4.4. The record is from RefSeq and is a predicted model, not a curated record. The transcript has 2 exons. Gene Ontology annotation, molecular function: manganese ion binding; metalloaminopeptidase activity. The coding region runs from base 106 to 1701 and encodes 531 amino acids. Gene Ontology annotation, cellular component: cytoplasm. Gene Ontology annotation, biological process: proteolysis. NCBI's taxonomy places the organism in Eukaryota, Metazoa, Arthropoda, Insecta, Diptera, Stratiomyidae.
UCGUCAUCUGUCAUUCGUGAGUUUCCCUGGAAGCGAAGAGAGGAUUGUUGUGCAUGGUACGAGCCCGGACUGACUGAACUUUGCAUUUACUUCGACGAGAUAGUGAUGCCGAUAGCGUUAUCUUUCCUAUUAUCGCGCCAUUGUUCCAAACGGGCGACAAGGUUUCUCAGUCGAAUCGCGAUGGGAGUCGACAAGCUGUUGCCGUGCGCCGUGAAUAUAGUGAAGGAUGCUCACGCAGGGAGUAUCGACGCUUUGUGUAUUGUUGACAACGAGAGUGUCACCAAGGAUUUCGCCAAGGACUUUGACGAGUUGCGAAAAUACGAUGCAGCUUUCGACAAGGAAGUUUCGUGCUUGAAGUUGCCGUCGUGCAGCCAAAGGAUCAUCUACUCCCCAGUUGGAAAGUUGGAUGACUACUCCGAUGUGCGGAGUUAUCAAGUGGCCGCACAGAAAGCGGUGAGCCGAGCGAUCAAGGCUGGAGCCAAACGUCCGGCUAUAGUGUUGCCGAACAGCUCGUUGUUUAGGAAUGCAAAGCUAUGCACCAUCCUGGGAGCCUUGCAUGAACUGUACGUGCCUAUUCAGCUACGGGAAGCCGUUCCCACUAAGAAGCAGCGAGUUGAAUCGAUAAGUAUUCUUGGGGACAAUCCUGCGGAAAGCGAGAAGCUUCUGCGUGAGGCGAUAACUAUCGAAUCAGGACGACUCGUGGCGAGGGAUAUUGGCGGCGGGGAUCCUGAACGAAUGACCCCCCUCAAAGUGGAGCAAUACAUCCGAGAGACCUUGAAAGAGCUCAAGAUUGAAGUGAUCAGUGACGUGGAGACGUUGAAGAAGGAAUAUCCACUGUUCGAGGCUGUCAACCGAGCAGCCAGUUCUGUGCCUAGACAUGAAGGUAGGAUUAUUUUCGUCGAAUACAAACCCCCUUCACCGGCCCGGAAAACGCUCAUGCUCGUUGGUAAGGGCGUGUGCUACGAUACCGGUGGCGCUGACAUCAAGGCAGGAGGCAUAAUGUGCGGCAUGUCGCGCGAUAAAUGCGGAGCGGCUGCAGUAGCAGGUUUCAUGCAAUACGUUCAGGAACAAAAACCCAAGGACAUCCAUGUGAUCGCAGCACUUUGCAUGGUCAGGAACUCUGUUGGCGAGGAAUGCUACGUAUCGGACGAGAUCAUCACAUCCCGAGCCGGCGUUCGCGUAAGGGUCGGCAACACAGACGCUGAAGGACGUAUGUGCAUGGCGGACGCUUUGUGCAAAAUGAAGGAGAUGGCCGUUGACUUGCCUGAUCCACAUCUUUUUACCAUUGCCACACUCACGGGACAUGCGAUCAUUGCGAUGGGCUUCGGAUACUCAAUCGUUAUGGACAAUAGCGUGGCGAGGGCGUCAGCACACGCUCAACAUUUACGUCAAGUAGGCGAAGAGUUUGGAGAACCAUUCGAAAUUUCGGUGAUCCGCAAGGAUGAUUUCGAUAUUAAUCUGGGCAAAGCUAUAGGCGAGGAUAUUGUACAAUGCAACAAUGCUCCUUCUUCGAAAACCCCACGUGGACAUCAGAUGCCGGCAGCUUUCUUGAUGCAGGUGACCGGGUUGGAUAAGCACGGAAUGUCCGCCAAGAAGCCAAUUAAAUACUCGCAUUUGGAUAUUGCUGGCAGCGCGGGAGACGUGCCAGACCCACCGACCGGCGCCCCAAUCUUGGCACUCGCCAAAGCCCAUUUGAACUGAUCUAAUGCAUUCUUGUAGGCGAACUUUUCGUGUACUUAUCAUUUUAAUUUUUGACGUGAUAUUUUUUUUAUUACAUUUCAAUCGGAUUGGGCAACAGUUAUUUUUUUAGUAUUUCUUGCGUCUUAAUAAAUUUGUACGAUGCGAAUUUAA